AAAACAAUGGAGGCGCAAACAGAUCAUCCAUGGGAGAAGUUUAUUCAUUUCUAUUUUAGUAUUGGCCUGACAUAUAAAGACAUCAAAUCCGUACUUGGAUGUAGACAUGGAUUCGACAUUAGUGAGAGACAUUUGAAAAGAUUACUCAGGGCGAGGGGACUUUCUCGUCGUAAAGAAUACAGUGAUCUUGCGGUCCUGGUGGAAUUCAUCAGUAACGAGCUACAGUUCUCUGGUCAGCUUCAUGGGUACCGGUGGAUGUACGCAAAGUGCAGAGAGCAUGGACUACUCGUUAAGAAGGAGGAUGUGAGGUUGGUGCUGAAGGAGCUAGAUCCUAGAGGAGUUUCUUUAAGGCAAGCAAGACGCCUAAGACGACGGAGCUACUUUUCGAGAGGGCCUAACUUCAUUUGGCACAUGGACAGCUAUGACAAGCUGAAGCCAUAUGGCUUUUGUAUCAACGGAAGCAUUGACCGUUUUUUGAGAAAAAUCAUCUGGCUUAAUGUCUAUACCACGAGUAGUGACCCCAAGUUGAUUGGGGGUUAUUACGUUGAUGCAGUCCAACGUUUAGGGGGCUGCCCUAGGAUUGUGAGAGGCGACUUAGGGACUGAAAACGGCCAUGUUAGAGGCUUUCAGCGGUUCCUCGUCCCGUUUCAUCCAGACGGCACUGCUGAUAGCUACCUGGAGGGAGCAAGCACCGCCAAUCAGAGGAUCGAGUGUUGGUGGGGUUUUCUGCGAAACCAGUGCGUGGAGUUCUGGAUAUCCUUGUUUGCAGACAUCAGAGACACUGGAUAUUUUGACGGCGGGUUUCUGGACAAGGCUAUCCUUCAGUUUUGUUGCAUGGGACUGAUCCAGGAUGAACUGGAGGACACUGUCCAAGUUUGGAAUGCACACACCAUCAGACCAUCGAAAAACAUCAGUGUCCCCAGUGGUAGACCGAAUGUGAUGUAUGCCUUGCCUCAACUCUAUGGGACCAGAGACUUUCUAUCCCUUGUUGAAGAUGAACAUAUUCAGUUGUGCAAAGACGAAUGUGUUUUUCGGCAGCUGAUACCAUGUGAUCCAGAUGUGUAUGGACUAUGCAACAUCUUAAUGUCGGAGUCACAUCUGACUCUACCAAGAGAUCCAUUUCAGGCUGUGAACCUGUACAGGCACCUAAGAGAGGCCAUCACUUCAGCUAUUUAA
Molecule: messenger RNA, 1176 nt
Organism: Cyprinodon tularosa
Lineage: Eukaryota; Metazoa; Chordata; Actinopteri; Cyprinodontiformes; Cyprinodontidae
Exons: 2
Coding region: 7-1176 (389 amino acids)
Source: RefSeq, a predicted model, not a curated record